Messenger RNA from Cheilinus undulatus (humphead wrasse), 879 nucleotides. It is a transcript of the gene gra, whose product is annotated as granulito. The coding region runs from base 201 to 608 and encodes 135 amino acids. NCBI's taxonomy places the organism in Eukaryota, Metazoa, Chordata, Actinopteri, Labriformes, Labridae. The transcript has 7 exons. The record is from RefSeq and is a predicted model, not a curated record.
GACAAACUGGCUAUUUUUAUUAUACUUUUUAAAAAAGCUUUGUAAUCGUUAUAAAAUGAAGAUUAUAUUUUGAAAGAUGUUUCCCGGAAGUGGACGUUUUGCUUUUAUCGUGACCAUUGUUGUGACACCAGUAAAGUGAAGGGUGAGGUGGGAAGCCACGCCGAGGGAAAUAAGUACAGGCACAGGUGAAUCAUUAAACGAUGGAGGUAUCCAGGAGAAGAAGUCUCCAGAAACAUCUGGAGCCUGCCAGGCCUCUGCGCCGCUGCAUUCAUGCUGAAAUUGAGCCAAACAUAAAUGCUGCAACAUGUGCACAUGCACUGAUAAAGGAAAUGAAUCAACAGGUAAGAAAUGUAAAGACAAAUAUUGACAUCGAGCAAUUCCUAAAGAUUGUCAACCUCCACAAGCAGAAAGAAGGAAGAAUAUGUUACUCAAGAGACUUUUUGAUUGGUCUGGCAAGUUGUCCUGAGGCCAGGAGGAAGCCCAAAUACCUUCCAGAGCACCCCAUAGUCUUAACUGAGGCUCGGGAUCUUGGGCACCUAAGGCUUCAUGAAAUGUGGUGGAAUGAGGAAAAGGAAAUAAUGAUGGAAGAGAGACUUCACUCGCCUUGAGAAUUUUGCACAGAAGUUCAUUAACCAAAGAGUGUUUGCAUUGUUCCUUCUUAUUGUGUGAAUUUCCAUUUGUUAAAUUUUCAUUUGCAUGUUAUUGUUUUAAUAACUAUUUGAAGUGAAGUUGCACAAAUACUACAAAUACCAAUAAUAAUACCAAACACUACCUACAUGUGUGCUGCUUGAAUUGUUUGCUGUGUAAGAUUUUGGCUGCAACGUAUUUGUAAUUUAUAUUAAAAAAAGGAAAGAAAAAGCUUUGAAAAUAAGAUAUUAA